Messenger RNA from Cygnus atratus (black swan), 915 nucleotides. RefSeq names its product gap junction protein delta 2 (gene GJD2). NCBI's taxonomy places the organism in Eukaryota, Metazoa, Chordata, Aves, Anseriformes, Anatidae. The record is from RefSeq and is a predicted model, not a curated record. The coding region runs from base 1 to 915 and encodes 304 amino acids. The transcript is spliced from 2 exons. Gene Ontology annotation, cellular component: connexin complex. Gene Ontology annotation, biological process: cell communication.
AUGGGGGAAUGGACUAUUCUAGAGAGGCUACUGGAAGCUGCCGUGCAGCAGCACUCUACUAUGAUAGGGAGGAUUCUGCUGACCGUGGUGGUGAUCUUCAGGAUACUCAUCGUGGCCAUCGUAGGGGAGACGGUGUACGAUGACGAGCAAACCAUGUUCGUCUGUAACACGCUGCAGCCAGGCUGCAAUCAGGCUUGUUACGACCAGGCUUUCCCUAUUUCACACAUAAGGUACUGGGUGUUCCAGAUCAUCAUGGUGUGCACGCCCAGCCUGUGCUUCAUAACGUACUCCGUUCACCAGUCUGCUAAGCAAAGGGAACGGAGGUACUCCACCGUCUUCCUCACCCUGGAGAGGGACCAGGAUUCAAUGAAGCGUGAGGACAGUAAGAAAAUCAAGAACACAAUUGUCAAUGGCGUGCUGCAGAACACUGAGAACUCCACCAAAGAGGCAGAGCCAGACUGCUUAGAAGUGAAGGAGAUCCCCAACCCUGCCAUCAGAACUACAAAAUCAAAGAUGAGGAGGCAAGAAGGCAUUUCUCGAUUUUAUAUCAUCCAAGUGGUCUUUCGAAAUGCCCUAGAGAUCGGAUUCUUAGUGGGACAGUACUUCCUGUACGGAUUCAAUGUCCCUUCCAUGUACGAAUGUGACAGAUACCCUUGCAUUAAAGAAGUAGAGUGCUAUGUCUCUAGACCCACUGAGAAGACUGUGUUCUUGGUGUUCAUGUUUGCUGUCAGUGGCAUUUGUGUGGUGCUCAAUUUGGCAGAACUGAACCACUUGGGCUGGAGAAAGAUCAAAAUGGCAGUGAGAGGAGUACAGGCAAAAAGGAAAUCCAUAUACGAAAUCAGAAAUAAGGACCUGCCAAGAAUGAGCAUGCCUAACUUUGGCAGGACUCAGUCAAGUGACUCAGCUUACGUGUGA